Messenger RNA from Neospora caninum, 12249 nucleotides. Its product is annotated as putative helicase. The transcript has 18 exons. Gene Ontology annotation, molecular function: ATP binding; ribonuclease III activity; nucleic acid binding. The record is from RefSeq and is a predicted model, not a curated record. The coding region runs from base 1 to 12249 and encodes 4082 amino acids. Lineage: Eukaryota; Apicomplexa; Conoidasida; Eucoccidiorida; Sarcocystidae. Gene Ontology annotation, biological process: RNA processing.
AUGAAGGCGACGAGAACGGUCGCCGUUGCUGGAGAGAAGGCUGCGCUCGGAAGGCCGACAUUUCUCUAUGGGCUAGCGAGCACAGAGACAGAGAGACGACAGAACGCGGAGCGAACGCACGGAGUGCUCUUCUCGCAGGAGCGAAAGAAGACUCCUCCUGGUGUCUUAGCCGCGCAAGAGUCAGCGAACUCGCAUCUCUCAAUCGCUGUGGGUCCGAAUUCACCUUUUCUUCUCUCGUCUCCCUUGCUCACCUUCCAAGGCUUCACUUCUCGUACGUCGGAGUACUUGUCGCCUCUCGGGAAUCCAGCGUCGCUCCCCCGCCAGAAAACUGUCCUUCCACCGGCUACACACUUCCAGGCGCUCGCGCCUUCUGCCGCCUCUGCGCUUUUCGCUGAGGAGUUGAAAGCGCGGGAAAAAGAGAAACGGGAAACGCGAGACGAGAAAGGAGACUGCACAGCUCUCUGUGGCGCUGGCCUCGGCGCUGCAGUCGAGACUCCCGAGGAACGUCCGAUCUCCGUUUCCUCGUCGACCUCAGGUUCCCUUUCUUCUGUGCCUUCUGACCCUGUUGCCUUGCCGUCUUUCGCUUCCUCUCCAGAGUUUGCAGCCUUGCGAGACGUCCUGCUCGGUCAAAUUCGACAGCUCGUCGAGGAGGGGAAGAAAGCCCACGAAGGCUGUCGGCGUCUUCUGCAGGUUUCUCGCCCGGCUUUCGCGUCCACGUCGCGUUUCUCCGAGUCCUUCCGAUCGCCCUACGACGCACAAAAUGUCGUUCCGUUCCUGGACCAGAUGGAGAUCCCGCGCGAGGCCGGCGAAGCGGGCGCAGACGAACGGCGAGCGCGAACGCGAAAUCGGCGGUCUGAGCGGGCCAGAGGCGAGCGAAAGGCCGCCGAGUACGCCGCGGGGAAACAAGGCGAAGCGGGGGGAAAAUACGAGCAACGUGGAGAACGCGAACAGGCAGAAGAGGCUAGAGUGUGGGAGGACGGAGACAGCGAGACACUGGAGAGGCCUUUCUACGAGGCAGAGACUCCCCGCGAAUCGGAGGAAGACGAAGGAAGCGACGGAGAGGAGACCGAAAACGCGGCAACGGAAGGAGAAGACGCUGUUUCAGGAGAACGCGAUGAGGCAGGCCAGAAGAAGCUAGACGCGAGGAACGCGAGAGAGGAGAGAGAAGAGGAAAGAGACCGCAUGCACUGCCGUCUCGACGACGAAGCCAGCGUAGGAAAGGAAGAGAAACGGAUGAGCGACGCGACUCGCGGCACAGAGAGGAGAAACGAAGAAGCAGAGAGCGAGGAUGCGACAGAGAGGAACGCCGCCGCGUAUUUUGGGUGGCAAGCAGGAGCAAGACAAACGAGAGAGAGAGGUCAAGGGGAAAUCCUAAGGGACUGCGAUGCUGUCCUUCCUGUGCCUGAGGAAACGUACUCAGAUCGUGGCACGCAAGGGAAGCUGCAGGCGUGGAGUUACCAGUACCGGGUGUAUCGGCACGCAGUGUUGGAGAAUGCGAUUGUGACGUUGCCGACUGGGGCGGGAAAGACGCUCAUCGCCUCGAUGGCGACGCACACGUGGCUUCAGAACGCCUUCGCCGCCGACAAGAUCGUCGUCUUCCUCGCGCCGACAGCCUUUCUCACCCUUCAGCAGCAACGCGCCUUGUCCGCCGUUCUGUCUCUCUUUUGUGACCCUGUGGGCGCAGGCGCACCCUGGACGGGCCGUCUCGUGGUGCGUCUGCGCGGCAUUCUCGAGACGGAAAGGCUUCAAAGAGACGAAGACUGCGAGGACGAAACCGCGUAUUUCCGCCACACGCUCCAGGCCGACUGGUCCCAUCCCAAGUACUGGAGCGCCUUCUACUCGGCGCUCUCCGAGUACAGAGCCGCGCUCCUCGACCUGCAUCAGUUGCCUGCGGCGCCUCCAGCAGAUUUCGAUUUGCGCCGCUUCAACUUGGGCCGUCUCCUCGCCCCGUUCCGCUUCGCGCCUUCGCAGCGCGCGGCGCUCCUGCGCGAAGGUCCGGGGGUUGAGCAUACCAGCGAGCGCGGACGCGUCGAGGGCGACGCCCCAGGAGACUCUGAGGUCGACGAGCGUCUGAGCCUCCGCUGGCCGCGCGUCUUUGUCAUGACGCCGGAUAAAUUUCGGAAUCUCGCCUCUCGAGGAUUGCUCCGCAUCGACCGCGUUGGGCUCCUGAUCUUCGACGAGGCCCAUCGUGUGGGGCGUCUCCUGCAGGGGAACUCGAGCGCCUACGCGACCAUUCUCGGGGUGUUUGUUCACCUGUGUCGCGCUGAGAAGAAGCCGCGCAUUCUCGGCCUCACUGCGUCGCCCAUUCCCGACAGAAAGCUCUGCUUCUUCGAUCUGGACAACGAGCUGAAGCGCGCCAUGCGAACCCUGGAGACGCUCUUCCAGGCGCGAAUUGUGAAGGCCGAGACGGAGAAGGCGCCUGCGGGGGCAAGUGGAAGGAGACAGGAAGAAGGCGACAACGAGGAGGAAGCGACUCGGCCGCGAGAAGACGGCGGGGCCGAGAGAAACGCCGACGGGUACCGACGGCUGCGGGCGACGGAGACGGAGGCGCAGAGAGACGACGCGUCCACGUGCACUCUGAGAACUGUGCGCUACCUGCGGGCGCCCGCCCCCUUUUACUGCGACCGCGAACUGCGCGUCCUGCAUCGCCUCCUGAGCAGAAGAUCCUGGGAGACAGGGCGCAGAGCGGAAGGCGAGGGCGAACAGACGGCGGGGAAGUCCGCGGAAGACGCGUCAGACGCGUCAGACGCGGGCUUUGAGACGGAGCAAAGCGACGGAGAGAGGAGACGGGAAGCGCGAUACCUCGGAGAAAACGAAGCAAGAGAAGAAAGGAAAAAGCGACACAUUCUGGAGGAAACAGACGCGAAACAGAAGAACGACACGGAGAGGGAAGAGAAGAAGGAAGAGAAGAACGAAACGGAGAGCGAAGAGAAGGAGCAAAGAGAGGAGAUGGACCUUGAAGAAGGCCAAGAGAAGAGUGAGGGACGCGCGAGCGCAGCGAGGUCGAGGGGGAGAGAAGACGAGGCCUGGCAACACUUUUUCGAACGCGAGACCCGAGGUCGCCACACUUACUUUUCGUUUUUGCUUCAAGACGUUCUUGACAUCUGUUCGGCCUUUUUCUACGUCGAGGUGACUCGCCUAGAGGGUGGACGAGAGGAACGUGGAAAGAGCGAAGAUCAGCCCGAGACAGCGAAUGGGGAAACUUCCCCAGGAACCCGCGAACGGGGACCAGGCGGAAGCUGCGCCUCGUCUUCUCCCUUUCCCCAACCGUCUUCUUCUCUUUCUUCCUCUCUUCCUUCUCUUUCUUCCUCUCUUCCUUCUCUUUCUUCCUCUCUUCCUUCUCUUUCUUCCUCUCUUCCUUCUCUUUCUUCCUCUCUUCCUUCUCUUCCUUCCUCUCUUCCUUCUCGUUCGCCGUGGUCUUCUUCUUCUCCGCCGCCGUCGUCUUCUUCUUCUCCGCCGCCGUCGUCUUCCCUGUCCUGGGACUCUUCACAGUCUGGACCGCCUCGGUCGGACCUUCUCUCCGAUGUCGUGCACGAGGAAGACGUGCGGCUGAACGUCGAGGUGAUGAGGCUGCUCUGGAGGAGCGUGGAGACGCCUGUGCGUCAGAGCGCGAAGCGGAAGUGGGAAAAUUUCCGUCGGCACAUGCUGCACAUCCAGCGCGACUUGGGCUUCUGGUGCGUGUGGAGGCUCAAGGCGAAAGUCGACGAAGAGUUCGCAGCGUGGCAGAGACGCCUGGCCUGUGGCCAAGGCGGCGCGUCGAAUCUCGGCCCGGGAGACGACAGCGGCGAGGGAGACACCAGAGGCGAGACAGACGGGGGCGAGACAGAUGGCGGCGAGGGGAGAGGGCGAGGAGACAAGAUCGAGAAGCGAACGGUUUUUCAGGGAACAGACACCGGAGAAGGCAAGAGAAAAGCGAAGGAACAGCGUGCCCAAGACAGACCGCGCUCUUCCUCUCGUGCCUCGUUGCCACUCUGGAUUUUUUUUCCGUUUCUCCCACCUCCUCCCUGCCACGGCCGGUGCUUCCGGUCCUCUUCCGCUCCAUCUUUUUCUGUUUCUUCUUUCGGCAGGGCGGGAGCGAAGGAGGCUGUGGCGGCUCUUCCCGUCGACUGCCUGCUGCGUCGCCUGUUUUUCGGGUAUUUCCACUUUUUCUCCAAACUGCUCUCCGCGGCUCUGUCCAACUCCGAUCUGAAACUGACCAUGCGUCUCUGUCGCUCGCGCGACCUCGCGCACUUGGGGAAGGCCUUCGACGCCCUCCCUUCUCGGGGACUCGAGGCGGAGGCGACGCGAGCUCUGGUUUUGCAACGCGUCGCCUGGUCACUCUUCUCCCACAAGCUCGUGCAGCUCGACCGCAGCCUGCGCGAGGCCUUCGGCGAACAGGCGCAGACGCAAACGCGGGAAGGCCUGCGCGGGGAGACAUGCGAAAUCAGAAAAGAACAAAGGAUCCAACUCGGCCGAGACGCACAGAACGCAGCGGAAAGCACAGACUGCGAAGCCGCACGCAAGUCCAACAGUGGCGCGAACCUCCGCGCUCCUCCCCACUCGUCUCCCCCCUCGUCUUCCUCCUCGUCUUCCUUCUCGUCUUCCUCCUCGUCUUCCUUCUCGUCUUCCUCCUCGUCUUCCUUCUCGUCUUUUUUUUCUUUUCCUCCUUCGCCUGUCCCUUGUUCGCCGUCCUCGCCAGGCCUGGCUCUGGGAGACGUCCCGAAGUGCGGACUCGUCUUUUGUCGGCGGCGCGUGGACGCGUGGCUCCUGUGCGAGUUCCUCAAAGCCCGUCGCCUCUUCUUCGUCGACUGGAUUUGCAGUUCCUCCGUCGCCUCGCAAGACGCCGCCUGGCUCUUUGGAGUCGGAAAGGCUUCGCGCGACCGAAACCGCUGCCUCGACCGCCUUCGUGCCACGCACGUAGUCUGGGAGAAACUCAAGGCUUCCAAACACAAACUCCACGACCGCACACAAAGAUCCGAACAGACCUCAGUUCCGCAACAGCUCUCCUCUUCUUCCUCUUUUUCUUCCUCUUCUUCUUCCUCUUUUUCUUCCUCUUUUUCUUCCUCAUCUUCCUCUUCGUCUUGUUCGCCUGAUGGAGAUGGAGGGAGAGCCGUGAGUCGUCUGAUGCGUCGACUCGGCUGGGGGGCGCCUCUUCAGCUUCUCGUCACGACUUCUGUUUUGGAGGAAGGCAUCGACUUGCCGGCGUGUAACCUCGUCGUCCAGACGGAUGUUCCCUCCUCGCUCGUUCGCUACGUCCAAGCCAAAGGUCGCGCGCGGAAAAAACCUGCGGAAUUCAUUGUCCUCUGUCCCGAUUCGGGGCCCGACCCUUCCUGGAUGGACGCCUCACUUCCCCCUCCCUCUUUCUCAUCGCUCGCUUCUUUACAGUCGCCACCUCCUCGCCCCAUCCCUUCUCUUUCUCCUCUUUCUCCUCUUUCUCCUCUUUCUUCUCGUUCUUCUUGUUCUUCUUUGCUUGCGUGGUUGGAAGAGAACGGUGAACGGUCGCGAGGCGCGGUCUGGGCCUCGGGCGCCUCGGGAGCUGCUUGCAUGCAUGGCGUCUCUGGGAGCUUCUCCGAGCUUGCGUGGCUGCAGGUCUGCGAAGCGAAGGCGGCGGAACUGGCGUGCGACGUCGACGCGCCGGAGACGCCCGGGCGUUCGCAGCCGCUGCGGAGACUGCGGAGAUCUUUCCGCCUGGAGGAACUGCUGCUGACGCGCACUGGGACACUCGUCCACAGCGCCUUCGCCCCCGCGCUCUUGCGGGAAAUCGUCGAUGCAUGCACAGUUCCGGACGCCCGAGGCGCGGGAAAGACCCAGAUGCUAGACGUCCGCGGAAACGCACUCCGCGACACAGACAGCCCAAACUCCAGACUCCGCGAGACUCCAGGAGAUGGAGCAGAUGUGAGGACUGACAAGCAGGCCUUGUCUUUCGCGUCCCUGGAGGGGCGUCGUGUCUCUCGUCUCUCUGUGGGCAAGGCGACGCCUCGCGGAAGAGCGCCUCCCCUCCGUGUGCUGCGCACGGAAGACGGGAAAUGGGCCUUGGAUGUUCCUUCUCUCCAGGGUUUUCGGGCGUCUCCUCUCCCAGCCUUCUCUCUCGAGCUCUCGCCUUCCGCGUCUGCGGCUCUGCCUGCCACCGCCGCCUUCGCGGUCCUCGCUCUCCAGGCGCUUCGCCGCCUCGUGGCAGAAGGGGUCGUCGACACUUUCCUCAGAUGCAGAGACGCCGACUCGGUCCAAGUCGACAGGAACCGCGGCGACAAAGAGCGGGAAAAGCGCGAGAGUUGGGGCGGAGUCGGCGCCGUGGACCUCCUCUGGAGGGAACUUCCCGACUGCUUGAUGCCCCCACGUUCGUGGCGAGGCUGGCGGACGGAAGAAACCAGCGAGAGCGAGAACGCGGGGAAGCCGGGAGACGAGCCAAGGAUCGGCGAGCGAGAACGCAGAGGAGUCCUCAAGGUGAAAGACGGACGGCAAGGAACAGCACAGCCCAACGGCCGAGCUGCGCGAACGGAAACCAAGCGUCAAACAGACACGGCGUCUCAGCCGGGGAAACCCCGCAAACAUUCACGGCCGCCGCCUCCGCCCGCGGGCGUCACGCGCCUGUUCAUCCACCGGGUGUGGUGCACGCCGCUGACGGCGCGCGAAGCGGCGCUGGAGCGGUCCUGGGUUCCGCCGAGUCAGAAGAAGAAGAAGGAACGUCUCCUCAGGCGGCUGAAACGGGCGCGAGGUUUGCUGCCGUCGCCUCUGUACGCAAGCGGAGGUUUCUGCGGUCUGUGGAGACUCUUUGCCGACGCCGAGGCGUCUCUGCGAACGGCGGAAGUCGCGCUCGAAGACGAUUUGCGGUGUCGAAAGACGGCCGCAAAAACGAAGGGCGAAACCGAGACGAGAACUGGAAAAGGUUUGGACAACGGCCUGUGGUGGUUUGGCAACCGACGGCAGCGAGAAUCCUGCUUUGUGAGGAGAGAACGGGAACGAAGUGGCGAAACGGGGGUGAAGGGAAAAGAUACACAACAGAGACCGGUCGCUGAGGGAGAAGAAGAAGAGGAAGCAGAAGAGGAAGAAGAAGAAGAGGAAGAAGAAGAAGAAGAGGAAGAAGAAGAGGAGCGAAAAUUGAAGUCGCAAGAGGAAGCGGAGAACAGACAGCGGAGAGGAAUACUGCAGUUGAUACGUUCACGCAUCGACGCCGUCGCGGAGGGGCGCGGACCGGAUAGUGUCCUUCAGCCUCUCUGUCUGUUGCUCUCACGCCCCAUCGCGUCGCCGAUGGCCUUCCACGCUGUGCAUCCCGAGGCGGAGGCGACAGGUCCGGCGGCGAGGCGGCGCGGCUCCACCGAGCCGCGGUUUGGUUCGCGCGGAAAGGAAGAAGGAGACGAAGACGCCUGGAAUAGCCAAGACGCAGAAGAAGAAGAAGAAGGAGAGGGAGAAGGAGAGGGAGAAGGAGAAGAAGACGAAGGAGAAGAGGACGAGAUUCCAGGACUGAUGAGGGUGGAAGUUGAGAAGCCAGAGAAAACGAUGUUCAUUGAUCUCCCAACGGCCUACGUCGAGCAGGUGCUUCUGCGGUUCACACACAUCCAUCUUUGUCGCCUUCUUCAACUCUUCAACUUCUCUCCCAGUGGCACGUGCAAUCCUCUCAUUCUCGCCGUUCUCCAGUUUCUCUCUGCUCUCCCGUCUCAUAACUCUUUUUCUUCCUGUUCCUCUUUUUCUUCCUCUUCUUCUCCCUCUUUUUCUUCCUUUUCUUCUCCCUCUUUUUCUUCCUUUUCUUCUCCCUCUUUUUCGUCCUCUUCUUCUUCCUCUUUUUCGUCCUCUUCUUCUUCCUCUUCUUCUUCAUCUUCUUCUUCAUCUUCUUCUUCCUCUUCUUCUUCCUCUUCUUCUUCCUCUUCUUCUUCCUCUACUUCUUCCUCUACUUCUUCCUCUUCUUCCUCUUCUUCUUCCUCUUCCUCUUCAUCUUCUUCUUCCUCUUCUUCUUCCUCUUCUUCUCCCUCUUUUUAUCCCUCUUUUUCUUCCUCUUCUUCCUCUUCUUCUUCCUCUACUUCCUCCUCUUCUUCGUCCGCUUCUUCUUCUGCUUUUUCCUCUUCAUCCUGUCUUAGAGGGGAGGGAGAGAAGAAGUCUCGUCUCGUGUCUCUUCCUCUGCGUCUCUUCGCUUCUUCUCGGCUCCUCCCGUCCCACGCGCCUUCUCUCUUUUCGCCGCCGCCUUCUUUCUCCUCUCUUCUCUCUCUCGCGGUCGAAGACGCGAAAGAGAAAAGUUCUCUUUACUGUCCUUCGCUCUCUUCCCCCUCUUCGCUCUCUGCUUCUUCGGAGGCCCGAGAAGAACAGCUGAAGACGCGGGUGGCGGAAGCAUGCACGAGCCUUGCACAGGCCGGUGUGGUGAAUUUGCAGCGCGUUCUCUUUCCGUUUUUCCUUCUCGCGCCGCUCUCUCCUGCAGACGCGAAAAGCGUCGAUCUCGACUUCAUUCACCGCGUCGCCAGCCUUCGUGUGUUUCUUCGCAGCGGUCAAAGCCGCCGGCGAGGCCUUCUGGAAGCCUGGGAACGCCCUCCGUCUCUUCUACAGCUCCACGACCGCCGUUCCUUCCGGGGCGCAGUGGAGCGUCUGCACUGUCUCCCGUCCCUCUCCGCAGUUGCGCGUCUUUUUGGAGAAACCCGCGGAAAAGCAGGACAGGAGGAUCGCGUCUCUCUGGAGUCCAAAGGCGGACGCUGGGGAAAAGGGGAGAACGCCACCCGCGAAACAGAGGAGACAGCCUCGCCCGCCGUUGACCGGGGACUCUUGACCCGUCGCCUCCCGCAGCCUGGCAGCAAGAGCCCGAGACGGAAAGAACGAACAAACAAGAACGAAAAAGAGGGAGAAGAGGGAGAGGAAGAAGGAGAGAUGAGAGGAGAAAGGACGUUGUCGAAAGACGAGCGUUUUUUUCUGAUGCUUCAGACCUAUAACGGCGACAGUUUGUAUCGCAUUAGCGACACGGCGCAGGCUGGGAGUCGACAGGAAAAGAAUCUUAUGCGUUUUUUUCGACGAAGAAGUGAAAAUGCGCUUUCCGUGAAAGACGCGCUCCGGGAAGAAGGAAUGGAAAUCUUUUACCAUCUUCGGUCUCGCGGCCUGGAGCCUGUCGCCCUCAGGAUGACGCAUCAGUUCGGUCGUUGCUUUCGAUUCUACCGGCUCCACACCAUUCACCGACAUCUGACACCGCACAACGUGAUGAUCAACAGCGACGCAGGCUUCACCCUGGGCACCCUCUGUCGAGUUUAUCUGAAGCAGUUCAAACAACAGCUGGAAGAGCCGCAUCCAGACCGGGAGCGGGGACCGCGCGGAAAUUGCUUCCUCGUUCAGGCUGUCAAACUGAGACAGGAAAUUUCGUGGAUGCCGGCGAUUCUCUUCGAGCUCGAGGUUCAGGCGAAACACUGCGACCUCGUGCGGCGCUUGAAACGCGAUUUGCAGCCGUUCCUCUUCGCUCCGGGAGCCCGAAAAGUUCGCCUGCCUCUCGAAGUUGACUUCCCGCUCGUCUCCAAGUCCUUGACAGCUCCGCAGAGUCGCCUCGCGGGCGCCGUGGACGCGGCCGGCGUCGAGUGGCACAGCCAGCGUUUGGAACUUCUCGGCGACGCCGUCUUGAAGUUCAUCGUCUCGACGUACCUUUUUUUCCACGUGCACGGAGACGCGCCUCCUCCCUGCGAGCAGACGCACACAGACGAAGAAACGAAAGAAGAGAAGGAGGCGAAGGAAGAGAAGGACGCGAAGGAAGAGAAGGACGAGGAGAAAGAAAAGGACGAGGAGAAAGAGAAAGACGCGGAGGAAUUCGGAGAGAAAGAAGAGAGGGAUGGGGCGAAGCUCGAGGGGGGAAGAAGGGAUGCCUUCUCUGCUUCCUUUGCUGCGUGUUUGGAGUCCGGCGAGGGCGAGGCGCCAGGGUGGAGACGCGGGCCAGAUCGAACCCGAGAGAGAGCGAGAGCGAAGCGUCGCCUGGACGUUCGCGAGGGAAGGCGACGCUCGCGGAAAGACGAGGACUGCGGGGGUUCUCCGCUUUCUGUCCUCACGCAAGAACGCGCUGACGCCUUCUUUGGCGGGGUCGGCGAGGGGACACUGUCGAGGCUCAGACAGCAUUACAUUGCGAACGAUUAUCUGCGCUUCGCGAUGCGGCGCUUUCGCCUCCAGGCGCACCUCGUUGCCUUUCCCUUUGUGGGCCACAAGAAGUCGCUCGCGGACCUGCGGGAGCAACCCGUCUCCGAGAAGAUGCAGGCCGAUGUCGUCGAGGCUCUGAUCGGCGCGAUCUACUUGGCGAACGUGGAAAACGUCUCGCUCUUCCCCUUCUCGCAGAGCGAAAAGCUCCGCGGCGAAAAGGUUGGCGGCGAGAAGAAAGCACAGACAGAGGAAAGGGAAAGACGCGACAGCCAGAGAGUCGAGAAGGAGGCAGCUGAACGAACGGGGGCUCAGAGGCAGGCGGUGAGGCAGAGAAGGAGGAAGCGACGCGAAGGCCGUGAAGCAGCCAGACAACAAGAGAAAGACACGCGUUUCGUCGGAUCGAGCUCGGGGUGCGUGGCGGCUGCAGCCUUCUUCGACGCUUACCUUCUUCUCCCGAGCGUCGUGGACGAAGCGGUCUGCCGUCUUGAAGAGGAAAACCAACGAACGCAGCAGCACAGACGGAAGGCCGAGGAACAGAAGGGCGAAAGCGGAAAAGAAGAGGACAGAGUCCAAGAAGGCUUGGCGGUCAGGCAAGAGGGCGAUUCUCCAAGCGAGGCAACUCGCGACGAAGAGAAGGAAGUGCUGGAGCGCCGGAAGGCUCGUCUCGCUGAGUUUGUCGAGAAGGCGGCACGCGCCGGGGAGUGUUUCUGUACGAGCGAGGAAGGAAGCGAAAAAGGUGAAAAAGAAAUCAACAAAGACGCGUGGAAGCUCCUCCCCGACAGGCUCACGAAACAGACAACAGAUCUGCGCGCUCUCGCCCGUCUUCCUCACAUGUCGCAAACGUUUCUUCUUCUCUGGACAGCGACCGAGACAUGGCGAAGAUCCCACACCUAUCUCGCAAAACAGGAAGAAGAAGAUGAAGAAGAAGAAGAAGAGGAGGACGGAGAAGAGGAAGAAGAGGAAGAUGGUGAAGAAGAGGAAGAAGAAGAAGAGGAGGACGGAGAAGAAGAAGAAGAAGAGGAAGAAGAAGAAGAGGAGGACGAAGAAGAAGAAGAUGAGGGGGAAGAAGAGGAGCGUGGUGUUUGGAAGGAAGCUCCAGCUAGGCGGGAAGUCGACAGAUCUCAGUUUUUGUGGAUGCGCAAGAUUUUUUCCCGCUACGUGACAGACGGCAGAGGUGAUAUCGAUCGCCUCAUGGAGAUUGAUCCCGUGCGGGGCGUGUAUCUGCGGCCUAAGGAAAGUCUCCUUUCGUCUCUGCAUAACGGCACAAGCGUCUCGGGCCAGGAGACGGAGGCGGCAGACGCAGGCGAGAGAGAACGUCUUCUUCGCUCGCUGCAUCUCCUCUCUCAGACAAUUCGUGGAGUUUCCAGCAACGCCAGCGUCUUGCGCAUGUGGCGGAGUCCCGGGGAGAACACAGAGAGAAGAGAAGCGCAAAGGAAAACGGAGUCUGAGCAAACAAACGAGAACGCGGUUUCCUCUUCUCUCUCUUCCUUUUCUUCUGUCUCUUCUUCUCGCGGGAAGCGUCAGAGAGACAGAGGCUUCCACCUGCCUGGGUUGUUGACUGUGGCGAGGAACCGCGACGUCAUCCUUCCCGGCCUCGCCGAAACCUACGAGCGCCUCGAGUACCUCGGCGAUUCCGUCAUCGGCUUUCUCGUCACGGACUGGCUGUUCUCGCGAUUUCCUGCCUUCCGCGAGGGCCCUCUGAGUGAAGCGAAAAACGUACUGCUUUCCAAUCAAUUCUUCGCCAGAAAACUCCUCAGAAGAUGCAACGCGGUGAGCCUAGAUCCGGCGACGCUCCUCAUUUGCAAGCGUCGCGUUGCCGGUGCGGAGCCUUGCGCAUGUGAGAGGAGCGGCGGGAGUGUGUGUUUGGAAGAUUCUCAAGGCCACGUUUUCCGCCGAAUCUCCCGUCUCCUUUCCGUCUCCUGGUGUUCUUCGUCUCUCUGUGUUUUACGGGUUUUCCGGAGAAUUUGGCCGGGAGGGAGGAGCCUCGAUCUGUCGAGAGAUGUUCGCCUCGCAUGUGCCGCAGUUCCACAGAUACGCGCAGUCUGGGAAGCAAUUCAUGAGGAUUUCGACAGUUGUGCGAAGCCAGUCGAACUCUUCCUGAAGCAAGUCGCGAGCUCGUCUGAGGAAGAGUCGCGUGAUAUGCCGCCAGGACCAGACGAAAAGAAGAAAGAUGACGAAGGAUAA